GGCUCAGUGCCCGUGGCAGUGCGGGCCGUGGUGCUGCUCUGACACGGGUCUCGUUUCUUCCUGUGAAUGAUUGUGACGCGAGGACUCACGGGUCAGCGGCGGCCACUGACACGCCCGAGGCACUAAGGAUCAGCGAGCGGCGGCGGGAAGCGCUCCGGCGGAUCAGGAAGGACGGCGGGCGUGCGGCGGCCUGGCCCGAGUGACAGUCGAGCGGACUCCCCGGAGACGUGUUUCGUAUAAUACUAUAAUGGUGCUGCGUCAGUGGUGAGAGAAAAAAAUAGUGUUGCAGUGCUUUGAUGGUGUAAGCAAUGUUUUUCGGGGCCUCCGUGUGGUCUUACAAAGCAGCCCCGACGCCGCGAGGACCAGCUGGGAAAAAAAGAGCAAGACGCGGCGGAGCGCUGCCACGGGCGCUGCCACCAGGAGUGUGGGAGGAAAAUGUGUCGGCGCCGCUCCUCUACGGAACGUGUGUUAAGUAGGAAUGUGUCGUAGUGUUGCGAGGCCUCGCUCAGUGACAUCACGCCAGAAGUGUCACAGGCACAAGUUACCCAAAAAUGACGCUUGCGAGGCACUCGUGGAGUGUUUACUAUCGUCCGUCCAAACAAAAUAACACACGCGAGUGUUGCCAUGAGGUCUGCCUCCACAACUUGACGUCACCAUGAGUUCUGUGUAGCCCCCUGUUGUCUAGGGUGUCUCGAAAAGACGAAAAAAUAGUACCGCUGAGUUGUGGAGAUGUAGCCAAAAAACAUAUACUUUGAAAAUUAAACAUGAAGACACAGGUAAGAGAGCAUAUGAUACAAGACUCUAUACCCCGAUAAAUCAUUGAGUAAUAACAAAGGGCAGAGAGAAAAGUGUGUUGAAAUUGUCUCUUGCUUGCUGUGAUGAGAAGAAUCAAUUAGAGUGGAAGAUGGUGGAGGUAACCUGUGAGCUAAAGUGGGCAAUGGGUGAACGGUUUUGUGGCCCAUGACUGUGAAACUCAUGACUAUCAGCGGCCAUAGGACACAUCAGCUCGUGCCGCGUCAGAAGUUCGCCCCCAGGCGACAUGCUUAAGCACCCAGGGGGAACAGACGCCACGAUGUGCGUCCCAGAUGAUCGUCCACGCAAGAAAUUGUCUUUCCGUGAGCCUGAGGUUGUCACCUCUACCAGGAACGGUCGCCAGCCUCCCGUUCUCCACCUCCCUCCCGAUGGUACAACUCUCCCUGCCCAUUCCGUCCUUCAUCAUCCGUCGCAUGAUCAAUCGGGCCAGCACCACCAUCCUGGCCACCACCACCCCUCCCACCACCACCCACACGCGUCAAGACAGAGCCUUGGCCGCCCUCACAGUAUAGCUGGCAUCGUGGGUUUGGGUGGCUUCAGUGCCUUGGGCGGCGUGCCGGGAGUCACUAACAUGACUUCCAUCGUAGUCUCCCAAGGAGUUACCUCAUCUGGAAGCGUGUCCGGCGUAACUUCGAUGCUGGGCAAUCCGGGUCUUCUCUCUCACCCAGGCAUUUUGGCGGGGCGACCAACACCUAUAUUAACUCCACCCACCAGUCCCACCCACGCAGCCAGCAGCCAGCUUCCCUCAGCACUACGCCAGGGACCCAACAGCCAGCAGUCAGCCCCUAGCAGUAAGAUAGCGCCCACUCAGACCCCCACAUCUUUGGCAAAGGCGGGUCCAUCUCAAGGACCUCAGUCGAUCUCUAAAGGUGCCGCCAGCCAGGCGCCCUCACCAGCGAUGAAGCUGUCUUCUGCUCAUCAGCCUACCUCACCUACCAUAAAAUCGUCCGCCAACCCACUAGCUGUAUCUUCGGCUAAAACACAUGUCAGCCAGCCAUCUCACCAUCACGGGAGAGCCGCGUCUCUUCAACCCAGCUCAGGAAAGUCUCUGCCCCCAAGCGGUAGCAAGGGUGCAGGCAGCACGAAGCCGACUAAACCCGCAUCACGCAACAGUUCUCUCAAAAAGCAAAGGUCGUCUCCAGUCCAGCAAGCUGUAACUUUCCUCACCGAACACGGGAUAGUUAAUGGCCGUCCCAGAGGCAACUACAACACCACUGCUGGUGCCAUUAGUCUUGAGGAUAUUGAUUUAGAGAGUCAAGCAAUGCGAGUCGUAAGGACGGUAGGACAAGCGUUCGAGGUGUGCCACAAGAUUUCUGUGAAGGACACCCCACAGUCUCAGGACUCUGCCGAAGAUGAAACCAGCGAACAAGGUUCAGAGGCAUCCACAGAAAAGUUGAAGAAAGACUUACUGGACACGGAGAGUACCCAGGAGGACCUAGUCACCCUCACCCCUUCAGACUCUGUCAAUGAAGACUCUGUGGAGCACUUGCUGCAGCGGCCCAAUAAACUGGAGCCCCUGGCGCCUCCUGUUGGCUCCGACAUUUUCCUAAAGGGUGCUGGGGAGACAUACACAUCUCCCCUCAGUGAACCUUUGCCAUCAGGUGACACAUUACCAAUGGCAGGCACUCCACUCUCAGUGCACCAUGAGCUACAGCUGCUGAGAGAACAGUUGGAACAACAGCAACAACAGACCCAGGCAGCAGUGUCUCAGGUUCAUUUACUGAGGGACCAGCUGGCAGCUGAAACUGCAGCCAGGCUAGAAGCCCAGGCUCGGACUCAUCAGCUGCUGGUUCACAACAAGGAGCUCUUGGAGCACAUCCAAGCACUAGUGUUGCAGGUUCGGGAGUUAGAGUUGAAGAUGGCAGGGAGUGGCAAUGUCAUGCCAACCCUGCAGCUUCUCCCUUCACCUCCCGAGAUUAAGUCUCAGCUCUUGGUGACUGAUGCCAGCCCUGGCCAUACAAGCCAGUUAGCUGCAGCGUUGGAUCUUGGGGGUACAGCAUCCACCCUCUUCCACUCCCCUGAACUACCACCCACACCCUCCCCAAGCAUAGCCCACCAUCAGUUCCUCUUCCCAACCCCAUCACCCCCAACCCACUUGGAAUCUCCUUUUGAGGGACUGCCUAGUGGACCUAUCCAAGACUCUAGUACUGUUCCUCAUUCUAAUGAAACCAAGGCCCAUUCACUUUGUAUGGGGCCACUAAUACAUCCCUUACCCUUGUGGGGAGAUGAAGCAGACAGUGCUGGGGAAGUAACCCUGGCUGUGCCCCAACAGGAACCUUCCAUGAAUUCCAAGCUGCGAGGAGUCCCUCGGUCCCGUACAGCUCAACGUCCAGAGGAAUGCAGCAGCACCCCGUCCCUCAGCAGUGAGAGUGACCUCAAACGGGACAGCAGUGGCCAGUCCUCAGGGGAGAGUGUUACCCAGGCUGUGGCACAACUCUAUGCCUUAGAGCCCCAACGUCUGGCAAAAGUACCAGAAGAUGCUGUCACUUUAGGUCCUUAUGGACCAACUCCCCUCGGUACCCCACGCAAUUUGAAUGGACCUAUCACGCGCACUGCCAGUGAGCGAGUCUCCCGGCAGGAGACACUGGCUCAGCUGCAGCGCAUGGCAUGGGCUAGGCAUACAACUAAGUGAAAGUAAGGAACUGCUGAAGUCAGUGAAACUUGCAGUGUAGAAGCAAUGGCAUUCUAUUAUUAAGUGAAAAUUUCUCCAUAAGAACUGAUAUUUUUAAAAUGACUUUGAACAUGCCUCUGUAAAGAAUGUUAGUGAACACGAAAUCUAUUUUCUAUUCCUCUGUGUUGAAUUUUGAACAGGUCUCCGAAAAUUUCCAGGAAAAGCACUGCAUCUAAAAGUAGUUUACUUCAUUGGGGACAAUAAGGAUAUGUGUACGGGUGUAUAAGUGGGAUUGUGAUGUGCAUAAAUGAGUAGUGACCAGCUGAAGCUUCACCCUUCAAAACCUGUGAUACAGUUGAGUGUCCCUUGUGUGUUACAUAUAUUUUUUUUUACAUUCAGGUAUACAAAUAAGACCAUAAUACACGACAGUCAUGAAGGCUGCCUACUUGCAUGCUUGAAUCUCAUAAUUUCCAGUAAGUAAUGGUACAUACUGCAGGACUCAUUUAUAAGAAGGUAGUAUUUUGUGUGCUGGCAGCCUCUUUCGUAGGUUUAAAAAUAAAUAUUAAUUUGUUUAAUCUAGUUUUAGAAAUGAUAUUUAAUUAUUCAUAAUGACUGUAAUACCAGCAUGAUGUGGGACAAAAAGGGGAGUCAGAAAGUGGAGGAAGCUGAAAACUCCCAUGGAGAGUGACCUAUGGAUUGUUCAGAGUUGAUGUCAUGAUCAUGCCAUAUCAUCAGCAUUGUUAUAGAAGGGCUUGUGAAUGUCACACCCAAGAGUAUCAUGUAUGUGACUAAAAGUGUACAUCACCAACCUGAACCAUUUCCUAGCUCCAUAUUCCUUUGUAUAUAUUUCCAGAUUAGUGUAAGGUACAUGUUCUGUAUAUUUUUAUGUAAACUUCAGAAGUAGGCGACAAGACAAAUCAUACCAGUAAAUAUUGUAUGUAUCUUUAAGGAUCUGGAAUCUCAAAUGACUAGCUCCUUUGAUACUUUGACCUAUUUCAUUAGGUCCUGCAGUUACUCAAGUUAUUCGUAUAGUUAGUCUGGUCAAGAUUGUGUCGUAUGUUUAAAUAUCACAUUUUUGUUCCCAUUAGGUUAGUAUAAAAGUCAUUCUCUUCUUCAUACGUGCUACUUUUAUUUCCCAGUGCCAACAUAGUGCCAAAGUGCUUUGCUGAGACAUUAAACGCUAUGAAGGAAGAAACAUUAUUUUGUAUCUUAUCUUCUGUGUUGUGCUCCCUUAUCAAGGUGCUGUGGUGAAGGUAGACAGCAGAUUAUUAAUUAUGUUUUUAUAGGAAAACUGUACUUACGUGAGAAGCUAAGUCUAGUUACUUGAUUAUUGAUGAUAUUCAUGGAUGCAUUCGAGGACCUUUUCUGGUCAGGGGUGAUUGGUGGGAAUAAUCAUGGUGGCAUGGCAUUAGCUGUGUGUUCCCAUAUUUUAAUUCCAAAACUCAGUUUAUUUCUUAUGACACUUGAAGUAGAAAAAGUUUCCAGCCACUUAAUUGGUCUUUCAUUAACACCACAGGCUAUGAAAAGAAAAAUAUUCAAAGCUUCUUCAUUUGUUCAAGUUUAAUCCUAACUUCUUGUUAAUCUAUUAUGAUAAAAAUAUGAAUUGUUAAUAAUGAUAAUAAUAAUGAAAAGUUAUAAUAAUAAAAUAAUAAUUAUUAUUAUUGUGAUUACGAUUAUCAUAAUCAUCCAAAUCAUUUCCUGGGAAUUAAGAAAUGGUCUGAGUAAACUUAGAGAGGGUCAAGGAGAAAAUAAUCUUAAAAAUUGAAGCCUCACCUAGGAAAACUGGUAAUAAGUUAACAAGUAAUGACAAUAACAAUUAUAUUUUAUAUUAUUACUAUUGUUAUUGAAAAAGAAAUCAAGGUGGAUAGUAAAUAGGCUAUAUGUCAUUCUGAUAUGUUCAAAGAAAAUCGUUGGAGGACCCCCAAUUUUAUAUUUUUUUCUAUAUCAGAAUAGCUACAUCCCUCUUAUUCAAAAAUUCUAAUGGCAUGGUAGAAUAUCUCAAUGUCUCAAGCCUAUAAUAAUAAUAAUUAUUAAUAUUACUUUGAUAAUUAAGAAAUAAUUGAAAUUGAUUAAAAAAACUGCCCCCUUGUUUUGACCUUGGCAGGAAAAAUUUUAAGCCCUCCUCCCUUGUCCCUCUUCGUUGUCAUUGGCAAAUAGGAAACAACUAACCUCCCGUGUCUCAAGAAAAUCAGCAUCACCCCAUUUUCCACACCAAACGGUGGAAGAGGGAUGCACUGACCCAAGAAACAAAACUUACGGUUAGAAGAAAAAAGAUCACGCACCUAAAUGGGCCAUCACACACACACACACACACACACACACACACACACACACAAACACUGAAAC
This is a messenger RNA of Eriocheir sinensis (Chinese mitten crab), 5770 nucleotides long. Its product is annotated as carboxyl-terminal PDZ ligand of neuronal nitric oxide synthase protein-like. Gene Ontology annotation, molecular function: nitric-oxide synthase binding. Bases 1040 to 3445 code for a protein of 801 amino acids. The record is from RefSeq and is a predicted model, not a curated record. The transcript has 7 exons. NCBI's taxonomy places the organism in Eukaryota, Metazoa, Arthropoda, Malacostraca, Decapoda, Varunidae.